Messenger RNA from Athalia rosae (coleseed sawfly), 3000 nucleotides. RefSeq names its product general transcription and DNA repair factor IIH helicase subunit XPB (gene hay). The record is from RefSeq and is a predicted model, not a curated record. Gene Ontology annotation, cellular component: transcription preinitiation complex; transcription factor TFIIH holo complex; nucleotide-excision repair factor 3 complex. Gene Ontology annotation, biological process: nucleotide-excision repair; transcription initiation at RNA polymerase II promoter. Bases 546 to 2939 code for a protein of 797 amino acids. The transcript has 15 exons. NCBI's taxonomy places the organism in Eukaryota, Metazoa, Arthropoda, Insecta, Hymenoptera, Athaliidae. Gene Ontology annotation, molecular function: DNA binding; hydrolase activity; ATP binding.
AUGCUCAAUGCUAUUCUACAUUUCUACAAUCGGACAUGCGCCUUUUUACAGAAUGCGCACCCGGCAUGCGCAUCUUGCACCUCAAUUUUUGGCUACAGCUGCAACUUCAUUCCAUUUGUAAAUUUUGAUUUUUCUAUGAAUGAACUGCGCACAGUGGAUCUACGCUCUUGUGUCCGGUUAUUGUGAACCGGCAUUAUUCUGUGUUCCAAGCUAAAGUUUUGAAGAUACUAAAAGUACUCAAUCAAUCUCAUUUUAACUUGGCUGGUGCGUGAUCAUUUUCAAGAUCCACAAGUUUUCACAGUAAAUUCCCUCUUCAGAACCCUGUAAUUUGCAAGGCUAUUGGCAAGGCAUUUGACAUACCAAAAGAUUCGUCGGGUUGAUAACACUGUAAAUGACAGAACUCGUUGAAUCUGACAUUCCAACUGUGCAGUGGAUGACGAUCUACUGCAAACAGAACGUGUUCUUAGAGUGCCAUAAUAUAUUAAAAAAAAUUGCAUGAUAGUUCAGCCAGUGUUUCCACGAUUUAGCAAAUUGUAAUUCUAAUAAUGGGUCCCCCAAAACGAUUCAAGAAAGACAAUGACAAGGGUAAAUGGAAAAAACGCAAGGAAGAUCCCGAUGAAUAUUUCGAUGAUGAUCAUGGAGACGGUGGAGACACAGAGGGUAUCCCUGAUGCAGCUAAAAAUGACAUAGAAAAACAGGAUGAAGGGGCAAUAGAAGAUGAAUUUGGUGCCAAAGAUUACCGUGCACAAAUGAUUCUUAAACCAGAUAAUACUUCAAGACCUCUUUGGGUGGCUCCAAAUGGGCAUAUUUUCCUAGAAUCCUUUUCACCUGUUUAUAAACAUGCCCAUGAUUUUUUAAUUGCAAUCUCUGAACCAGUUUGUCGUCCAGAGCAUAUUCAUGAGUACAAACUAACUGCGUACUCUCUAUAUGCUGCCGUAAGUGUAGGGCUGCAAACUCAUGAUAUAAUAGAGUACUUGAAACGCCUUAGUAAGACUAGUAUUCCAGAUGGAAUUAUUGAAUUUAUACAGUUGUGCACAUUGUCCUAUGGAAAGGUCAAACUUGUUCUCAAACACAAUAAGUAUUUCGUAGAGUCUCCAUUCCCUGAAGUGUUACAAAAAUUACUGAAAGAUCCGGUAAUUCAAGAAUGUAGAUUGAAAAGAAACUUAGAUGAUACUGACAAAGAUGGUUUUAUUACCAAUGUUCUGGACAAAACAAAAGCUCCGCAGUUUGGUGCAAAAGCAGCAGCUACCACUGCACCGACUACAGGGGCAACUACAGCUGAAGGUAAUGGAGACCAAGCCCCAGCAGAGCCAGUUCCAGUUCCUGAAGAUAUCUCAACGUUUUAUGAUAAAAUUGAUAAAGAGGAUGAAGAUGAAGAGGAAGAACAACAGCACAAAACUGUUAGUUUUGAAGUGAACCAGGAAAAAAUCGAAGUCAUUCAGAAAAGAUGCAUUGAGUUAGAACAUCCGUUGCUAGCAGAAUACGACUUUCGAAACGAUACUAUAAAUCCAGAUAUAAAUGUUGACCUGAAACCUUCUGCCGUUCUGAGGCCUUACCAAGAAAAAAGUCUUAGAAAAAUGUUUGGCAAUGGACGUGCCAGAUCGGGUGUUAUUGUUCUACCCUGUGGUGCGGGCAAAAGUUUGGUGGGUGUGACAGCGUGCUGCACAGUGAGAAAACGUGCGUUGGUACUUUGUAAUUCUGGAGUGUCUGUUGAACAAUGGAAGCAACAGUUUAAGAUGUGGUCAACAGCUGACGAUUCCAUGAUAUGUCGAUUUACAAGCGAAGCAAAAGAUAAGCCUAUGGGAUGUGGGAUCCUUGUUACCACAUAUUCGAUGAUUACGCAUACCCAAAAAAGAUCUUGGGAAGCUGAACAGACCAUGAAAUGGUUGCAAGAGCAAGAGUGGGGUAUUAUGGUUUUGGAUGAGGUCCAUACGAUUCCAGCAAAAAUGUUCCGAAGAGUAUUGACCAUAGUACAGUCGCACUGCAAGCUAGGUUUGACAGCGACAUUGUUGAGAGAGGACGACAAAAUUGCGGAUUUAAAUUUCUUGAUUGGUCCAAAACUCUACGAAGCUAAUUGGCUGGAACUGCAAAAACGAGGUUUCAUUGCUAGAGUGCAAUGUGCGGAAGUAUGGUGUCCCAUGACGCCAGAGUUUUACAGGGAGUAUCUCAGCUGCAAAACAAGCAAGAAGCUAUUGUUAUACGUGAUGAAUCCAAGCAAAUUUCGAUGCUGUCAGUAUUUGAUUCGAUACCAUGAAAGACGCGGCGAUAAAACCAUUGUCUUUUCGGAUAAUGUCUUUGCUCUAAAACAUUAUGCCAUCAAAAUGAACAAACCCUACAUCUAUGGGCCCACCAGUCAGAGUGAACGUAUACAAAUUCUACAAAACUUCAAAUUCAACACAAAAGUGAACACGAUUUUUGUGAGCAAAGUCGCGGACACUUCGUUUGAUUUGCCUGAAGCAAACGUUUUAAUACAAAUUUCUUCACAUGGUGGAUCAAGAAGACAAGAAGCUCAAAGAUUGGGUCGAAUCCUGCGAGCCAAAAAAGGCGCAAUUGCUGAAGAGUACAAUGCGUUCUUUUACACUCUUGUUUCGCAAGACACUAUGGAGAUGAACUAUUCAAGAAAAAGACAAAGGUUUUUAGUUAAUCAGGGAUAUGCUUACAAAGUUAUCACAAAGCUUGCCGGCAUGGAUGAGGAACCAGACUUGAUGUAUAAAACACGCGAGGAACAAGGUCAAUUAUUGCAACAAGUUCUAUCAGCCAGUGAUAUGGAUGCAGAUGAGGAAAGAAUUCCUGGUGAUGGGCCAAGACCUACAGUACGAAGGACCGGAAACAUGGCAUCGAUAUCGGGUGCUGACGACGCAGUUUAUUAUGAAUUUAAAAAAUCAGCUGCUUCGUCGACAGCAAACAAACAUCCUUUAUUCAAGAAAUUCCGAACAUGAGAACCUUAAUUUUUGUAUUUAUUAAACAGGAAUUAAAAAAGAAAGAGUAUUUUUCUUAAAA